Labrus bergylta (ballan wrasse) is the source of this 1097-nucleotide messenger RNA. It is a transcript of the gene rdh12, whose product is annotated as retinol dehydrogenase 12. Lineage: Eukaryota; Metazoa; Chordata; Actinopteri; Labriformes; Labridae. The record is from RefSeq and is a predicted model, not a curated record.
AAAAACUACAAUCCCAUGAUUCCGUUCGCGGUGCAUCUUACACCCUCACUCCGCUCUGCAGCGCUUUCUGCUUUGACAUCAGCUGUUGUUCCUACAGAGGAGCAGCAUCCAGCUGGAAGAAGCCGAGAGGAGCUCUCAGUCCGGGCUAUGAUGCUGCUGUUCGUCGCUGUCGCGGGCCUCGGAGCGGUGACGUUACUGGUGCUUUUAUUCUCCACACACAUCCGGAGCUAUGCAGCAGGAGGAGUGUGCAUGUCCACAGCUCCUCUGGAGGGAAAGACAGUCCUCAUCACUGGAGCCAACACGGGGAUCGGGAAGGAGACCGCCCUGGACAUGGCAGUGAGAGGCGCUCGGGUGAUCAUGGCGUGUCGAGAUGUGGACAAAGGGGAGGAAGCGGCGGCCAGUAUACGAGCGGCGUGUCCCCGAGCCGACGUGGAGGUCCGGGAGCUGGACCUGGCAGACACCUGCUCCAUACGAGCCUUCGCACAGAAGUUCCUGAGAGAGGUCAACGAACUUCAUAUCCUCAUCAAUAACGCCGGCGUGAUGAUGUGUCCUUACAUGAAAACUAUCGACGGCUUUGAGAUGCACAUCGGAGUCAACCACUUAGGUCACUUCCUGUUGACGUCCCUCCUCAUUGGGCAGCUGAAGCGCAGUGUGCAUGCCCGGAUCGUCGUGGUCUCCUCUCUGGCUCACAACUUCGGCUGGAUCCGAUUCCACGACCUGCACAGCCAGGGGAGCUACAACAGCGGCUUGGCGUACUGCCAGAGCAAACUGGCCAACGUGCUCUUCACCAGAGAGCUGGCCCGGAGACUCAAAGGUACCAACGUGACGGUGAACUCGGUCCACCCGGGGACGGUGAACUCCGACCUCACCCAGACAUUCGACCCUGAUGACGAUAUUCUUCACCGUCUUCUCCACGUUCCUGAAAACGCCGCGAGAAGGAGCGCAGACGAGUAUCUACUGUGCGGUGGCGGAGGAGCUGCACUCCAUCUCUGGGAAACACUUCAGCGACUGUGCCCCCGCCUUCGUAGCCCCACAGGGCAGGAGUGAGGAGACGGCGAGGAGACUGUGGGACAUCAGCUGUGAACUUCUGGGAUCGA